Messenger RNA from Grus americana (Whooping crane), 1633 nucleotides. It is a transcript of the gene DDOST, whose product is annotated as dolichyl-diphosphooligosaccharide--protein glycosyltransferase non-catalytic subunit. Gene Ontology annotation, cellular component: oligosaccharyltransferase complex; endoplasmic reticulum membrane. The coding region runs from base 23 to 1327 and encodes 434 amino acids. The record is from RefSeq and is a predicted model, not a curated record. Lineage: Eukaryota; Metazoa; Chordata; Aves; Gruiformes; Gruidae. The transcript is spliced from 11 exons.
GAGCUUGGCGCCGGCGAGCAACAUGGCGGCGGCCGCGCUCCGGCUGUGGUGGCUCUUGGUGGUGGCGGCGGCCGGGGCUGAGGGGGGACCCCGCACCCUGGUGCUGCUGGAGAACGGCAACCUGCGGGACACGCACUCGCUCUUCUUCCGCAGCCUGGCGGACAGGGGCUUCGAUCUCACUUUCCGCACAGCGGAUGAUGCUGGCCUGUCCCUGAUAAAAUACGGAGAAUUUUUGUAUGACAACUUGAUCAUCUUUUCACCGUCCAUAGAAGAUUUUGGUGGAAACAUCAACGUGGAAACCAUUACCGCUUUCAUCGAUGGCGGUGGCAGCGUCCUCGUCGCUGCCAGCUCAGACAUCGGCGACCCACUGCGAGAGCUGGGAAGCGAGUGCGGGAUCGAGUUUGAUGAGGAAAGGACGGCUGUCAUCGACCAUCACAACUACGAUAUAUCUGACCCCGGCCAGCACACGCUCAUAGUCGCAGACACUGAAAAUCUCCUGAAGGCUCCCACCAUCGUGGGGAAAACGACACUGAACCCCAUCCUUUUCCGAGGAGUCGGGAUGGUGGCUGAUCCCGACAACCCGCUGGUGCUGGAUAUCCUGACCGGCUCUUCUACCUCCUACUCCUUCUUCCCGGAUAAGCCUAUCACUCAGUACCCGCACGCGGUGGGGAAGAACACCCUUCUGAUUGCAGGACUCCAGGCUCGGAACAAUGCCCGCGUUGUUUUCAGCGGUUCCUUGGAUUUCUUUAGCGAUGCCUUUUUCAAUUCCGCUGUGCAGAAAGCCGCUCCUGGCUCCAAGAGAUACUCGCAGACGGGUAAUUACGAGCUGGCUGUUGCCUUGUCCCGCUGGGUGUUCAAGGAAGAGGGAGUGCUGCGCGUCGGAGCGGUGUCCCACCACCGCGUGGGGGAACUUGCGCCUCCCAACGCCUACACCGUCACCGACCUCGUGGAGUACAGCAUUGUCAUUGAAAAGCUUUCUGACGGCAAGUGGGUACCCUUCGAUGGAGACGAUAUUCAGCUGGAGUUCGUCCGCAUCGAUCCCUUCGUGCGCACCUUCCUGAAGCGGAACGGCGGCAAAUACAGCGUGCAGUUCAAGCUGCCGGACGUCUACGGCGUGUUUCAGUUUAAAGUGGAUUAUAACCGGCUGGGUUACACCCACCUCUACUCCUCCACCCAGGUGUCUGUCCGUCCCCUCCAGCACACGCAGUACGAACGUUUUAUCCCCUCGGCGUACCCAUACUACGCCGGCGCCUUCUCCAUGAUGGUUGGCCUCUUCAUGUUCAGCAUCGUCUUCCUGCACAUGAAGGAGAAGGAGAAAUCCGACUGAGCUCCCUGCCGGAGGAAGGAAGAGCUUGUUCUGCGGGGACGGGCGGCACUCGGGACCCUCGUUUGUAACAGCGUGAGGACUGGUAGGUGCCAGAGACGCCAUGGAUUUGAGUUUGGUCUUUUUUUAUUUUUAUACGUUGAAGGGACUAAUAGGAUGGAAAAUUGAAUUUUUUGGGGGAAAUCUGUCACCGUGGAACUGUGACACCUCUGGAGUGGUUCCGUGAUGAACGUUUGUCUCUCCCCGCUGUUGGAAUGAUUUGGGUUCGAGAUUAAUUUGCUUUUCAAAAUAAAGUCUCGUUCUUCUCGA